This is a messenger RNA of Cantharellus anzutake, 871 nucleotides long. RefSeq lists its product as uncharacterized. The transcript has 5 exons. Lineage: Eukaryota; Fungi; Basidiomycota; Agaricomycetes; Cantharellales; Hydnaceae. The coding region runs from base 270 to 815 and encodes 181 amino acids. The record is from RefSeq and is a predicted model, not a curated record.
GUUGUGGCGUCGGUCUUGAAUUGGAUCAGGUGCUGUGGCAGAGAAAAAUAGAGAGAUAAGGGUACUACUUUCAGCGGCUAUGGCGAUGGAGAUUCGGGAAGGACAUUAUUGGCCAUAAGAAGGUCAGUGGACCAACACAUACAUCCCAAUAUAACAAGACUGCGAAUUGGGAGGGCAAAAAACUGGUAAGGAAGGUGCCGACCUUUUGUUUACAUUUCGGACUCGAACAUUGAUUAGAGCUGCGACUACGUUCCACUGGUCUUUUGACGAUGCUCGAGCUCAAAUGGAUCCCACCACACGAACUGACACAAGAGGAGAUUAAAAGGCAGAGGAGGCUCAUUCAAUACUGUGUGAACCGAAAACCUGGAGUCGUAGAGCGGCUCAUACAGGACCAUGGGCCCUUCCCCCUUUUAUGGGAGUUCAACGUGCCCGCGGCGCCCACCGUGCCCUUCCACCUCUGCCUGCCCGUCCACGAUCAUGGGCCUGAUCCUCUUCCUGGAGGGGUAGCGGUGCUGCCCCGCGUUCAUGGGCAGCCUGUAUCCUACACAGGUCCACCAUGGCCUUGGGUGCGAUCAGGCCCCGAUGCUCUAUGUCUGAUGCAUGUAGCACCACACCCCAUCCCCAUUCUGCCGCCGCCGCCGCCACUGCUGCCACCUGCAGCUCCACAUGAUGGACAUCCCCGACCAUCUCAUGUGGUCGAUCAUAGACCACAAACUCGUCACUUCCUCGAUGACGUACACUUUCCGGCCGUUCGCGGCCGGACGACAAACCCCUACGGCGCGAUUGGCUCACUCCCUACAAGGAGGAACCCGUAAACGCGCGAGAGCCUGGAACCGACCGCCAGCAAAAGUCCACUCGUUCCAGCAGUGCA